AUGGAAGUACAAUCGAAGAAGUUCAGAGGGGUUAGGCAGAGACAAUGGGGGUCUUGGGUAUCUGAGAUCCGACACCCACUCUUGAAGCGAAGGAUCUGGCUGGGUACAUUUGAUACGGCUGAAACAGCCGCAAGAGCCUACGAUCAAGCAGCCAUCUUGAUGAACGGUCAGAAUGCGAAAACGAAUUUUCCGGUGGGAAACAAGUCCCUACCUGGCAGCCAUAACUCUCCGGCGGAAAUUCCGGCUGAUACCCUCACCGCUAAGCUCCGUAAAUGCUGCAAGGACCCAGCACCGUCGCUCACAUGUUUACGUCUCGACAGUGAUAAUUCCCACAUCGGAGUGUGGCAGAAACACGCCGGAAAAAGGUCCGGCUCCGGCUGGGUGAUGAGGGUUGAGCUCGGUGGCAAGAGAAAAGAAAGGGCAAGUGAGGAGGAGGAAACGACGUCGCUCUCAAGAUCAUCGGAAUCUUUGUCUCCGACGGUGACGGACGAUGGUUGUCCCACUGGGGGCGGCGGCGGCGAUGAAAGCAUAGAGGAAGAAAAUAGGGUGGCAAUGCAGAUGAUAGAGGAAUUGCUCGACUGGAAUUAG
Molecule: messenger RNA, 588 nt
Organism: Cynara cardunculus var. scolymus (artichoke)
Lineage: Eukaryota; Viridiplantae; Streptophyta; Magnoliopsida; Asterales; Asteraceae
Product: ethylene-responsive transcription factor WIN1-like
Exons: 2
Coding region: 1-588 (195 amino acids)
Biological process (GO): regulation of DNA-templated transcription
Molecular function (GO): DNA-binding transcription factor activity; DNA binding
Source: RefSeq, a predicted model, not a curated record